AACUACAGGCUCGUGAGGACGCAGCGCGCAGAGAGGAGCGGAGUUAACGGGGAUCCAUGGAGCGGCAUGUCUCGGAACCACAGUUUCCCGUCUCUUCUCGUUCACGAUGCACUUUAGGCUUUCAAUAAGAUGCGUGUGUGUGUUCAGAUAACCAGUUUGCUGCUCGCCGUCAACUUUUGCUUCCAGCCGCUGCGAGCUCAGGAUCCUGCCUGCUGUCAACAUGCCGCCGAGUUGUCACCCUGCAAAGAAGCUUGUGACCAGCUCACCACCAUUAAGAGUGAAUCACAUCUGAAUCAUCUUUUCCAGAGGUUACCCAGUUACUGUCCAGAGUCCAUGAAUGAACUUUGGAUGUGCAUCAACUCUACACUCCCAGGUGUUUCCAAGAAGUCUGAAGGCUGGGUUGGGCUCGGCUGCUGUGAGUUAGCCAUCGCAUCCGAGUGUCGAAGGGAAUGCAAACAGGCAUCAUCCACAAAUGACAUUACAAAAGUAUGCAAAAGAGUCACAGAGAACUCCCUUUACAGCUGCAUCACCAAAAAUGAAAUGGGUUCUUCAUGCUGCAGCUUUGCAGGCCGUCACACCACAUGCAGGGAUUACUGUGAGGCCAUCUUCAGGACAGACUCCACCCCCACAGAGUCCCAGAUCAAGUCUGUCAAAACCUACUGUCAGAGCCAGAGUCACAAGCUGCUGGAGUGUGUCAACAACUUCACAGAGUCCUACCCCGUACGCAGCCCCAUCGACAGUCUGUACUGCUGCGACCGGGCGGAGGCCACCCAUUGUCAGGUAGCCUGCCGGCGGAUCCUGCGCACCAUGAAUACAGAGCAUGAGAUCAUGGAYGGUCUGAUCAAUGAGUGCGGCGCCCAGCCCCUCCCUCAGGACCCCAUGUGGCAGUGUUUUCUGGAAAGUGCUCACCCUCCUUCCCCCACUGAGGAGAUCCCCCAUCCAGGCAAGAUGGACCUUGCCAAGCUGCACUGCUGCUCCAAAGCGAACACGUCUCACUGCAGGGACAUGUGCCAGAGGAUCAGCACCCACUGGGGCAGCCAGACGUGGCACGAUUUCGACCGCACUUGUGAGUACAACCCUGUGGAGACGGAGCUCAUCAACUGCCUGGCAGAUGUUGGAGAGCCCUGCCAGUUGGGCUGCAAGGACCUGACGUACUGCACCAACUUCAACGACCGGCCCACAGAGCUGUUCCGCAGCUGUAACGUGCAGUCCGAUCAGGGUGCCAUGAGCGACAUCAAGCUGUGGUCCAAUGGGACAAUCCAGAUGCCGUUCAUGGCCAUCCCAGUGCUGGACAUCAGGAAGUGUCUGCCUGACAUGUGGAAGGCUGUGGCCUGUUCUCUGCAGAUCAAACCGUGCCACAGCAAGUUCAGAGGGAGCGCCAUAUGCAAGUCAGACUGUGUGGACAUCCUGACCCAGUGUGGGGACAGGAAACGCUUCCAUGAAGGACAAACCCCAGAGAGGAUCUGUGAGCAGCUGUCUCCCAUCGAUGACCCUGAGCACUGCAUCCCCCUCCACAGAUACCUCAUGCCCAGUUCCUUGGGYGAUGCCAGGGUUGAGGAGGUCAUCCAUCCAUGCAACCCCAACCCAUGUCCCAGCAACAACAUCUGCCAGGUGAACAGAAAGGGCUGCAACGAUUUGAGCAACUGUGAGCCGUAUCUUUGUGAACCAGGGUGUAAACUGGGCGAGGCCUCAGAGUUUCUGGUGCAUCAGGGCGCUCGAACACAGGUUCCAAGCUCCUCUGGUCUUGCUGGUUGUUACGAGGUGUGCACCUGUGGUCCCAGUGGGCGCCUGGAGAACUGCGUGGAGAUGCCAUGUGUGGAGACCAACAAGGUCUGCAUCGUGGAGGGCCAGAGGAAGAACCAUGGCACCUCCUUCCAGACCGACUGCAACACCUGUUCCUGCUUCGCCGGCGAAACAAUCUGCUCUAACAGGAAGUGUCCCGGCUCCAGCUUCCCAGCUGCUGGUCACGUCCCUGGUCUUCCCUGUGCCUGUCCAGACCACUUCAUCCCAGUUUGUGCCUCUAACGGGCAGACCUACCCCAGUGGCUGCGUGGCUCGCUGUAUGGGCUUCAGGGAUCAUCAGUACGUCUUCGGCCAGUGCCACAUCAGCCACCCCUGCACCAGCAAAACCUGCCAGAAACAACAGAGGUGCCUCCCGAAGCAUCGGGUGUGUUUGAGCUCAUCGGACUGUCCGCAGUACGAAUGCGUGACCAUACCCAGGACCUGCAAUAAGAACGUGUUUGAACCGGCCUGUGAUACAGACGGAGAAUCCCACAACAACCUGUGCCUCCUGCUGCAGGAAGGGAAGACUCUGGCCUACAUGGGAGAGUGUCAGGAAGCCUGCAGGARGCCCCAGAAAGUUUGUGCUCAUAACGGUGAGACCUACGACACAAUGUGCCACGCCUUCUCCGACCGCGUGGCUGUUGACUACGAGGGUCCCUGCCACACUGUGGGGGCCGUGUCCGGCGUGGCCCGCGAUUCAGCGUGCAGCUUGGUUUCCUGUCCCCCGAUAACGACCCCUGGCUGCCAACCCAUCGUCCCGCCUGGAGCCUGUUGUCCCGUCUGUGGCAGCAUGCUGCAGAUCCUCUGGAGCCAGAAGCUGAUGAACACUUUCUCUAAGCUGAAUAAGAACCACCCGGUGACCGUCCUUGACGUCCUUCAGACUCUGCGGCUGUAUGUCUCUGUGCCACAGUGUGACAUCUUCGGUUACCUGAGUAUCGACCACCAGCUGGUAGUCCUCAUCGCCCCAGUGGACCACCAGCCAACCCCACUGCAGAUCCAAGCCUGCAGCAAGGAGGCUGAGAAGAUCGACUCCCUCAUUAACUACGCCAGUCCCACUCUGGUGUCCCACGUCCCCCUGUCCACCUUCCUCAGCUCGGAGAUCAGGACCUCCUCCGUCCUCUCGGGGGGCUCGCGGCCUGCGCCCCGCCCCCCCGGCCUGUGCCUCCUCCUCGUUCUCCUGGUUUCAGCUGCUCUGGGUCCUCGCCAGCUUUAAGUGCCUGCCUGAAAGUCUGCCUCAGUAACUCUGAUCCAAAGUGUCCCACUGCCCCACCCUGGGAAGGUGGAGGUGUGGGUUGGGGGGACAGCCGGGGCAGGCGGCCAUGAUGACAAUCAUUCCUGUUGACUCACCUGCGUUUCAAACAAUCAAGCUGUUAUUGUGGAAAAGCUUUUGUAGAAGAAGUAUUAUUCAGUGGUGGGGUACUUGCUGGGCUUCCCUCCACUGAAGUGUGUGUGUGUGUGUGUGUGUGUGUGUGUGUGUGUGUGUGUGUGUGUGUGUGUGUGUGUGUGUUUGAUCUACCUGCAGUAUUAAUCCAGCAGUCUCAGCAGCUGCUACGAGGGAAUGUAAA
Molecule: messenger RNA, 3346 nt
Organism: Austrofundulus limnaeus
Lineage: Eukaryota; Metazoa; Chordata; Actinopteri; Cyprinodontiformes; Rivulidae
Gene: reck
Product: reversion-inducing-cysteine-rich protein with kazal motifs
Exons: 21
Coding region: 130-2994 (954 amino acids)
Biological process (GO): sprouting angiogenesis; extracellular matrix organization; blood vessel maturation
Cellular component (GO): plasma membrane
Molecular function (GO): metalloendopeptidase inhibitor activity; protein binding
Source: RefSeq, a predicted model, not a curated record